Molecule: messenger RNA, 1094 nt
Organism: Rana temporaria (common frog)
Lineage: Eukaryota; Metazoa; Chordata; Amphibia; Anura; Ranidae
Product: interferon-induced transmembrane protein 5-like
Exons: 2
Coding region: 100-510 (136 amino acids)
Biological process (GO): bone mineralization; bone morphogenesis
Cellular component (GO): plasma membrane
Source: RefSeq, a predicted model, not a curated record
UCUGACUUUCUAGAAUCUGGUGUAUCUGACUGAAUAGAUAUCUUGUUAUUGAUCUUAUAUACUUUAGUUUCCUAUUCUUUCCUCAUCUUCUUCACCAUUAUGGACACCUCUUACCCCCGUGAAGAUAUAUUUGCGUCCCACCCCAAUAAGCCAGCUAAUUCUCACACUGUUGUCAAUGUAGGGGCCCCCGCAGCGCCCAGGGACCACCUAUUGUGGUCUGUAUGUAACACCGUGUACCUGAACCUCUUCUGUCUCGGAUUCAUGGCGUUGGUCUACUCCGUCAAGGCACGAGAUCAAAAGGUACAAGGAGAUGAACGCGCUGCCCUCAUCUUUGGCAGGAAAGCACGCUGCUACAAUAUUCUGGCCACUAUAUGGAAUAUCACCCUGCCUGCUUUGCUGGUGGCUCUAUUCAUCACAGGCAUUGUGCACCUAUCACAGGUUGUAAAUGCUUCCGUUGACCUCUUCCACCUUCGAGACUACAUGGGCAGUACGGAAGAUGACAACAAGUAAUCCAAAAUCCAUUAUGUGAUCAUUAAAUCAGAUGGGCAACAACUGUGUGUACUUUGAGAAAACAAUAUAUAUAUGUUCAUAAUACCAAACAAUUCACAUUACUGACCAGCCAUACAGCCACCAUGAACAGUCCGAGCAUGCGGAAAAGUCCAUGUAACAUACAAAGAGAAGAGAAGACGUGUACAUCAUCAUCUAAAAUAUGGAAAGUUAAUCUCUUACUUUUGUAAACAAAAUCUGCAUCAUUUAUCUUCGGAGAAUUUUUUUUACAAUGGAUUUUGCUCAUUGAUAAAGAAUAGAUGUUUUGAUCAGUACAACAGAAAACCGAUCCAUCAGAAAGAGAGAAAAGUAAAAGGUUCUAUACAAAAAAAAUCCUGAUAUUAAAGAAUAAAUGAAAGGCUAUGUAUUACAGAUGUUAUUUUUAGAUUGUAAUAUCACAAGUACUACUAAAACAUCUAUCCAUUGUAUAUUCAGAAUUGUAGUAGAUAGCACUUCGGAUGCAUACAAAAAGAAUAGUAGACUCAUCAAUGUUAUCUGUUUGUCAUAUUAUAUUUAGAUUUUAAAUAAAUAAAGUAAAAUAUAUCAAA